AUGAAGGCAGACAGGGCGGAGGCGGCGUUCGACCCGCUGAAGAUCCCCAUCGACAUCCUGCCGCUGAUCUUCGAGCACCUCGUCGAUCGGCGCGAUCUGCAUGUGUGCACACAGCUCCACAGCACCUUCCAUGCGGCGGCGACACCGCUCUUGUACCGGACGCUGGACUCGCGUGUGAUGAAGACACGGCUUGGACGAUCGGCGGUCUGCCACCCGGCGAGCACACUGCUGAAGAAGCCGGAAUACGCCAGAUACGUGCGCCAUGUCCGAGAGACAGGUGAGCAGCAGGGCGCGCGCGUCGAGAGGGAGCUGAGCGAGUGCGCAGGGGCGAUUGGAUUCAGCAAGCCGGAGCUGCUGCACGACUGCGAGCAGGCGCUGAAGCUAUGCACGAACAUCCAGAGCUUCAGCUGGAGCGACCAGAGCCCCGACGCGUCGCACAACGACGAGGUGCUGCUCGCGUUCCUGAACAUCCUCAAGGGCCUGAAGCUGAAGCAGCUGACGAUCCGCACGUACAUGGGGCUCAGCGAGGCCGUGUGGGACAAGCUGCAAGAGUUUCGCGGGCUGACGAGGGUCGCGCUGUGGGUGAUGGAGGGGCAGCCGCGGGUGCUGCAGGGGUGGUCGGAGCAUCUGGGCUCGACGCUGACCCACCUGGAGCUGGGGCGCACCGCCGGCGUCCCCGCGUCGAUCCUCGUCUCCGUCUUCUCGCACCUCGCGCAUCUCCGCUCACUCCGCCUGAAGGGCGCGCCGACGAGCGCGAUCCUCGAGAUCCUCCGCAUCCUCCCUAAGCUCGAGAGCCUCGACACGGAGUACUUCGGUUCGGGCAUCUCGCACUGGCCCGUCGAGCCUGUCGCGCGCCUGCGCGAGCUCACGGUGCGCACGAGUUCCGUCGACGUGCAGGGCCCGCAGCUGCUCUGGUCCUGGAUCCGCCAACUGCUCCCCUUCCCCUCGCUCGAGUCGUUCACCCUGAAUGCGUUCUCGACCCAGGGCGAUGCGCCGCUGCCCCGCCGGUUCUUGCUCGACAUGGCGAAGACACACGAAACUACGCUGAAGCAUUUCAACGUAUCGUCGGCGCUGCUUACUCUCGAGGAUGUCGAAUGCCUCUGCACGAUCUUCCCGGCCCUAGAGACUCUGUCGUGCUCGAUCGCCUUCUGCCAGGAAGCAAGCCAGCUAGAGGCAGCCGUCGUGAACGGCCGCAACCUGCGCGAGCUGCGCCUGCACACGAGCUGGGUGCCGUCGCGCUACGGCACCGAGCAAGUCACGAUUCCCUUCGCGCUCGAAAACGCGCGGAAGCUGAUGCUCCGCGAAAAGUCCCGCAUCCGCGUAAUCGGCGUUGGCCGUGAGCUGUACACGGUGCGUAGACAGCUCCCGAACCCAUCUGAUAUGCUGAGCGUCGUUGGAUGUGAACAGGGUCAAUGGGUGCGAACCGCAACGAGGGACGAGCUCGUGUUCGAGGUUGUCCGUGACUUCGUGUAUGAUGCUUGA
Messenger RNA from Fomitopsis serialis, 1482 nucleotides. RefSeq lists its product as uncharacterized. The coding region runs from base 1 to 1482 and encodes 493 amino acids. The transcript is spliced from 4 exons. Lineage: Eukaryota; Fungi; Basidiomycota; Agaricomycetes; Polyporales; Fomitopsidaceae. The record is from RefSeq and is a predicted model, not a curated record.